This is a messenger RNA of Pollicipes pollicipes, 1715 nucleotides long. RefSeq names its product smoothelin-like protein 1. The record is from RefSeq and is a predicted model, not a curated record. NCBI's taxonomy places the organism in Eukaryota, Metazoa, Arthropoda, Thecostraca, Pollicipedomorpha, Pollicipedidae. Gene Ontology annotation, molecular function: protein binding. Bases 205 to 1347 code for a protein of 380 amino acids. The transcript has 4 exons.
GUCCGCCGGCCGCGUGUGGUCCCUGCCUGUGGUCCCGGUCCGUGGUCCGCCCCGCCGCUCGCCGCACCGCCGGCCGUGACCAGUGAGCGCCCCGGAGAUCGGCGUCGACGCGGGCCAGUGAGUGGUGAGCACGCAGCGGACUCGCUGACCCCGGCCGACCGCCGACCGAAGCAGGCCAGCCGGCCACGCACCUCACAGACCAACAUGGCCAGCUCCUGGAAGGCGCCACUAGUGAUCUGCGGGGUCAACAUCAACGCCAUCAGGGAACCGGCUCAGCUGCACCAGCUGCUGCAGCAAUGCGAGGACUUCGAUGACAAAAACAAAAUUUUUGCGCGUCUGAUGGACAUCAUGCCAGGAGGACCAGAGCCGGCGGCCGACGAACCGUGCGGCCCGGGCCCGACUCAGUACACCUGCAGCAUCGUGACGCAGGAGACGCAGACGGCCGAGCUGCCGCCCGGCUCCGGGCCGCCCGGCGCCAGCCCACUGGCGGCGGGGUCCGACGGGGGCCGGCCGGUGGCGGCUCAGGAUCUGCCGGGGCCGGACACGGCGGUCUGGUCCGACGGCAGCCGGCCGCCGUGGGCGCGCCACGGCCGGGUGGCGGCGCCACCGUCGCCGGAGGACGCGUCGUCGUCCUCCGGCGGCAGCCAGCGGCCGCCCUGGGCGCGCCGGGGCCGGUCGGACAGGUCGUCGUCGCCGGAGGAGCGCGCCGUACGACCGACGCUGGCACGCACGGGCCGCUCCGCUAGACCGCAGUCGCUGGAGGAGGCGGUGCCGGCGGCGGCCGGCAGCCAGCUGCCGUGGGCACGGCCGGGCCGCUGCCCGGGCCGGGCAUCCAGCGUGUCGCGGCUGGCCAGCGCGUUCAGCGCCGAGGAGCCGCCGCCGCCGCCCAACUGGGCUCGCCAGGCGAGGCUGGAGAAGGCACGCAGUCUGUACGCGGCGUCAGGCGAGCCGGCGGCCGCGGAGCGAGGCCCGGCGCCGGCGCCAUCGCAGCAGAGGAAGAUGUCGCUUCCGCACGGGCCCGCAGGCGCCACCAGGGCACUGGCGCGCUCCAGAAGCGAGGAGCAGAUCUGUGGAGGCAGGCCACAUGGUCGUAUUUUGAAGCAGGAGCCGUUCCAUAUGUUGCAUGGCAUGCGACAGCAAACGCAUGUGUCGGACAAGCCGCACCAUCAGCAGGGGAAGCAUCUGCAUCAGCAAGCCGCCACCAUGCACAGCCACCAGCGGCACUAUGGCCAGCCAUCUGUUCACGAUGUUCAAGUCGUCUGUGCGUCAGCAGCCAGCAUCCGCGCACUAUCACAACCAUCCACAGGAGCACAUGGUCAAUACGCACCAGCCGGAUGUUAUCAGUAAUAUCAGCCAUAUCCCCAGCCAAUGGUAUCGUCUUGUUCGCAAGAUCUACGGCGUGUGUCCUCAAACCCGCACCAGGAGUUCCAUCAUCAUCCCACCAGUCCGCACCAAGAGGUCCUUGACCACCCAAACGCCAUUUACGGCACGCCUCAGCAGCCUGCGCAGUCGUCCUCAGCCCGGAGUCAGCGGCCAGAGCCACUAGGCUCGUCCUCUGCCGGGUCCUCUAUUCGGGUCCUCCAUCGGAUCCACUGUCGGGUCAGUUGACGGGUCCUCCGGCGCAGGGGCGAGCGAGCGCCGGCGGCCCGGCUCGGCCGCGGUCGGAGAGCGGGCCGGGGCCGGCCGGCCGCGUCUUCCUGCCGGUCACGGCCGCC